GUGAGUUAUAGCUGGGGAGCCCGGUCUCAUCUGCCUAGGCACAGAUAGACAGAGGCUGUGAGCACGCUGCGUGGACAUGCAGGACAGAGCUGGAGCUGACAGGGCAAAGCCAACCUGGAAAUGCAUGUAAGCACCUUGCUCUCAAUACUUAAAGCAAGAAGAGGAUCCAUGCCACCUGCGUAAUCCCUGAAUCGCUUGGACUUAUUUUAGGGACAAUUUUGGGAUGUAAUUUUUUUAGCUUCAUUUUUAGAAGAGGUGAGUCUUGUUUUUUGACGUGUAUCCGCUUGUUUUUACGGGGUGCGGUCUGUUGCUAUGCUGCACCCCCCCACUCCAUCUGUCUUUAGCAUGGCCAGAUGUGUGAAGAAGUGAAGCUUGCACCCGGCUUGGAGUUGACUGUGCAGAGCGAGGGGCUGCAGCAGCUCCCCCGUGAGCCCAGGGGAGGCAGAGGAGGCAUAAUCAGGCUGUGCACCUUGUAGCUCUCCCUCACUUCUCAGCACCGGCAUGGGUCACUUCUAACUGGACCAUACAAUGGAUAUAUGUCAAUGUGGAUUUCAACGUGCGCCGGUGCUCCAGCAAAGGUCAGAGUUCAUGAGUGUGCACUGGAGUGAGGAGGGCAAGGCAGAAGACAUAUCGGUCCACCAACCAGCAGGGACACAGCCCCAUUAAUGCUGUGGACACACUUGAAGAAUGAUGAGCUCCAAAGAGGAAGAAACUCUACGUUUUUUCCACUAUGUUGAAGAGAAUGGGCUGAGAGCCUACAAUGGCCUUAUAGCUCAGAACCUGGACCAUGCCAGGAAUGAGAGAAAUCGGACAUACCUGCAGGAGAAAAAUGAUAAAAAGAGGAAACAGGAGGAAGCCAUAAAGAGAACGGGCGAGGACAUAGCAUCUGAAGGCAAGCACUUUCGCAUGGGUUCAAUCACCAUACCCGAACCCCACGAACGCGUGCCCUUACCCCAGCCGCAUGCCCUCGCCUGCGGACAAGGUUUCUCCGUGCGCUCCCAGUCACUGCACUCGGUCGGCGGGGGGAACACUGGAGGAGGAGGAGAGGAGGAAGUCGGAAGUCCUACCUCCAGAAAACAGCCCCCUCCCAAGCCCAGGAGGGACCCAGCCACCAAACUGAGCAUGUCGUCUGAGGCGGUGGACCACAACCCCGCGUCCACCUGCCGCGGGGACAGAUGUGAUGCACCACAAGGAUGCAGUGAGGACUGCAAAAGGGUGCCACCACCAAAACCUAAGAGGAACCCCAACACUCAGCUGAGCGUUUCCUUUGAUGAGUCCUAUAUCAAGAGCCACAGCAGCAGCGGUGUGUGCACUCCCAAAGCCCUGCAUCAUGUGACCUCGCCCUGUGACCACAGCACGUCCUCCCCUCAUAGCGACGACAGCCCCACAGACGACUGUGAGGAUGAGCCCGUCUACAUAGAGAUGGGAGGCAUAGACAUUGGGCCCAGGGAGCCUCUUAAAAGUGAGGAUGAGGAACCCGGGGAGUCAGUGUAUGAAGAGAUGAAGUAUCCCAUUUUAGAUGACCAUGAAUAUCGCACAGACCCUAUAGGAUGUCGUUCUGCUUGCCCCACUCCAGCGCCCUAUGACCCAGAACCUCUCAGUCGCUGUUCCACUCCUCGCAACAUUCCCCUCUGUGACAUUCCUGCCCCCUUCCCAAACCUGCUCACCCAUCGUCCUCCUUUGCUGGUGUUCCCACCUGCACCAGCCCAGUGCUCACCCAACUCGGAUGAGUCCCCCCUCACUCCUCUAGAUGUGACUAAACUGCCCAUGCUGGAGAACCAGCCCUACAGUAAAUCCCCCACAUCGUCCUCAGAGCCCCCUGCUUCAGCACACAUCCGCAGAGAGCUGACCGCUACCCCGACUCUCACCGUGUCAGGGCGUUCUUCUGCUCCUCCUCUGCCCUGUACACUGUACAAAUCAUCCUCUUCAUCAAACUAUCAGCGCAGCCACUCAGCCUGUCCUUCACCGGUCAGCAUGGGCCGCUGUCUGACCCCACUGAGCCUCAUGCGCACACCCCCCUUCGAUGCUCCAAUGCCUUUUCCAGGGGGCCUGCCACGCAGUGCCUCUGCCACUCCUCAUGGGAAAGGAUCCCCACCGCAGGACUCUGCUGGCCGACUCCAUGGCUCUAUGCAAAAUGUGUCAACAGGACGUUCUAGGACCCCCACAAGCCCCCUGGAUGAGCUCACCAACCUGUUCACCACCGGGAGGAAUAUGCUGAAGAAGAACGCAAGUGGCAGGAAGUCCAAAGAGCCCGGAGAGACUGAGUCAAAAAGCAAGUCCCAUGGUGAGUCGAGGCGUGAAGGGAAGGAAAGGCACAGCCACGGCCACAGUAAGGAGUCCAAGCGAGAGUCCAAGGAUCGCCACGGACACAAAGAGUCCUCCCACCGGAGAGACAAAGACAGGGACAAGGACCGAGACCGCGAGUCCCUGUCCCACCGACGCAACAGCAAAGACCGGACAUUAGAUCCUCCGCCUGUCCGCAGGGACAGCAGGGAGAGCAGGGACCAGGGCUGCAGCAGCGUGGAGCCUAUUCUUGGCAGACGGGACUCCAAAGACAGGGGCUCCUUAGAACCUGCCGCUAUGAUCAGGAGGGAUUCCAAGGACAAAGGGGCGAGCAAUGGUGACAUGAUGGUACGGAGGGACAGCAAAGACAGGAGCGCAGGACACUGUGUGGACUCAGCGUCACGGCAAGACAGCAAAGACAGAGAGAGACUCUCCGAUCACCCGCCUGAGCUCCUGCCGAAACAAGAGAGCAAAGAGCGGGUGAGGAACGGGCUGGACAGUAGACAUGAGAGCAAGGAGAGACUGUGGGACCAGCCCCCUGAACUCUUACCCCGACAGGACAGCAAAGAAAGAGCAAGGAAUGGUUUGGACUCACACUAUGAAAACAGAGACAAGCCACCAGAGCUUCUUCCCAGGCAGGACAGUAAAGACAGAGCUAGAGGCGGGCUAGAUUACAGGCAAGAACAAAGACCAGAUUUGUUACCAAGACAGGACAGCAAGGAGAGGAUGAGGAGUGAGUUAGAACAUAAGCACGAAGACCAACCACCUGAGAUUAUUCCCCGACAAGAGGCAUCCAGAGGUCAUAAAGAGAAAAAUGGCUACAGUUCUGAGUCUAAACAGGAUUUGAGAAACUGUCACAAUGGAGGGGAUGUGCCUCCGCCUCUUCUGCCCAGGCAGGAUAGCAGGGACCUCAGCAGAACAGGCCUGGAGGUCAGGCGAGAUAGUGCUGAUCGAAAUCUGAAUGGCUCAGAUAAGCACCACUACGAUGUGAAACAUACCAGGAGCCCCACCGCUCGAGAGUACAGGGGUGAUAAAGAGCGAGCACUGAGGCCAGACAGCACCCCACGCAGAGAGCACAGAGGAACAAGCACCAUGGACCAGUCCAAAGCACAAGACAGGAACAGUAGCACAAUGCCAGGGCAGCCUUCAUCUACAACCACACCCACUCGCCAAGGAAGAUCUAGUGGAAGCCCGCCAACAACAGGAAAUGAAAUAAAAGGAGCACCAAAAUAUGGUCACUCACCCUCUGUGUCUGCUAACCCUUCUCCAAUGGGCACCCCACAGAAAAGAGUAGCUGAAUCUCGGAUGCCACAGAUGCCCUGGGUCUGCGGGGACACAACCAUGCUUGAGCAGAUUGAGAGGAAACGCACUCUGUGCCAGGAGAUCCGCUCCAGACAGCACCCUCAGCUGCAGAAGUCUCUGGAGAGGCGGUCCCCAGACCGCAGUGAUGACAAGCAUCAGGAGCACAAUCAGUGCAAGCAGGAAAGCACAGCUGUCCUCCCAGGCUGGGGCAGGAACAACGGGGCCAAAAAGAUCCGUCCUCCCCCCUACCCCACUCAGAAAACAGUGUUCUGGGACACAGCCAUCUGACAGUAAUGACACACCAAACACCUCCCUGCCACACAACCCCAUAUUACCCCAGCCCUCUUCCCUCGGGCUUGUCCUUAAGUGCCCCUGCACAUCACACCAGGCAGACCAGCCUCCUAGAGCACACAGGGGUUAGAGAUGAUGUCAAAGGACGAUGGUGGACACCAUAGCAAUAUUUCUGCUUGUUCAGGUUGUCAUGUUUUCUUAUCAUCACUGGUGAUAUUUGAUAUUUUUCUAUUUCCUGUGACUGGAUACUUGUAAAAUAAUUAGUAGAAUAGAUAUUUGAUGAAUAGAUAUUUUCUAAAUGAGAUGGCAAUUUAAAAUCCACUUAAAUGAUGUAUAGUAGAUAGUAGAUGGAAUCUAAUGUUUUUGUUUCUGUUAUUUUACAUUGCAAAGCAUACUCUAUCAAUACUCGUACUGUAGUAGCAGAAUUUCUUAUGCCAACUCUUCUUUGUGCUUAGAAGCACUCUAAUGAAUGGACGAUUCAAUUCUGUCUAUAAUAUAUUCUUUACUGCAUUUUACUGUUGUAUUGUAAAUGGAGGCGUUGCGUCAGCGUGCUUUAGAUUCCAGCGCCCCUCAUGCCCGGUCCAGUCUGUUCUAGAAUGUACAACAGUCAAUCCUAGAACACAACAGGAAAUUCUGUGUGCUGCAGUUUGUAUUUUACAGUAAGAGCUGUGUAGUCACUGUGUCCAAGCCUUUCAAAGCAACUCAACGUUUGUUUUUCCUCAAACUGUUGGCUGGCAUGUUGUAAUGUAGCAACAGAGAGUGUGACAUGUUUUUGCUGUAACCUUGAUACACUUUGAGGGUGGGUUGGGGAUUUAGUAAAUUAGAACAUACAUUAUUUACAGUAUGAUUUGCAAAACCAGCCAAAGCCUAUUAAAGCGAGAGGGGUGUGGUUGCACUUUGGAUAACUGAUUACUCAAAAUGGGAUUGGUGUCAUGAGCACCAUGACACAGUGUAAAUACUUGAUGCCAACAACCAGCCCGUACAAUCAACACCUGAGCUUUUAGUACAGUCCUUAAUUUCACUGCAGAUUAUAGCCAUAUGCACUUGCUUAAGAAAUGAUUUUGGAGAUUAUGCUUAUAUAUGUAUUUUAUAAAAUGACUGAGUGAAGAGCUGUGCCAUGGAAGUUUGACUCAUUGGCAGAAGGAUUUAGCCUCAGGAGAAUGGCUGUGUGCCACACAGUCAUGUAUUGGUUAUCUGGUCUGACAUUCCCAAUCUGAUUGGCUGGAAACCAAUAAUAAGAUCAAAGAGAAGAAGGACCUAGAACAUGGCAACAGCUCUGCUCAGUUACAAUGACAAUGGUUGCACAAGGGCCUACAAAUAUUUGUUGAAACAAAACUGCACUAUCCAUCUUCCAUCACAUUUGAUCAGGCUGGUUACAUACCUACAUAAUCCUGUUCCUUGCUCUCUCCCUCUACCUCAGCCUCCCUCACACGUCAUCCAAAUUGGUUCUCAUUUGCACAGUGAAAUGCAAUGUUGCCAAAAAGCACGGGCUGACCAAACACAAGCCCAAAGAUUGCAAGUGCAGUACCCCUUUUCUUUUUGAGAGCCACCGUGACGGAAGUCCUUAUGUCGUGUACAUGUGUCUAUGAGGGAGGGAGCGGUGUGAGUGUGCCAACACUGUAUGCAAGUAAAAAUCUUUCAAAUGAUUGUUUUAAGAUAUUCACUUUGCCCUCUUCAUGAUGUGGUGGGUGGACAUUGGAAAUGUAAUAAUGAUGAUGUACAAUCUUCUUGUGUGUAUAAACGUGCACUGUGAACAGGUAGGGAGAGCACCGCACUGUCAGAGUCCUCUGUCUUAUUGCACUGAGUGUUCUCUUGUUUUGGAUAAUAAAAAAGGAAAAUGUGUCAGAGGAAAAAAGUACUGUAUUCUGAUUGUCACAUGGGUUCUGUUGAGAGAAAUAAAUAAAUAUAAAACCUGUUAUGACAA
This is a messenger RNA of Periophthalmus magnuspinnatus, 5800 nucleotides long. RefSeq names its product neuronal tyrosine-phosphorylated phosphoinositide-3-kinase adaptor 2b (gene nyap2b). The transcript has 7 exons. Lineage: Eukaryota; Metazoa; Chordata; Actinopteri; Gobiiformes; Gobiidae. The record is from RefSeq and is a predicted model, not a curated record. The coding region runs from base 688 to 3873 and encodes 1061 amino acids. Gene Ontology annotation, biological process: neuron projection morphogenesis; phosphatidylinositol 3-kinase/protein kinase B signal transduction.